UUGGGCCGUUUUGGGCCCACGACUGCCUUUGACGGAACGGUCCGAAGGAUGUACGCGUAUUGUUAUGACAAAAUACAAGUAACACGUCAUGCACAGUAUUUUCAAAUACUAAAGUAGGAAUUUGCAUCGUGGCGUGAUAUUUGCUUUUUUAUUUCUACUUUUGCUUUGCCAAACAUUCUCAAACGCAUCGUACACGAGUUGCCUGAUUGGUUUUGGGCUUAACCUAAACAAAAUCUGCUGCACGAAAUUCCACGCAAGGUACCAACGUAUUGUCUUGUAUACGUUCUAGAAAUUUUGUCCUUCGUUUCACGGUUUACGUGUUUCAACUUUUGAAAUCCAAGCGAGGUUCAUUGGUACAUUGGUCGUCAACAAUGGCGGAUGAACAGCAACAGUUUUUUCUUAAAUGGAAUGAUUUCCAAUCUAACAUGGUAUCAUCGUUUAAACACUUACGAGAUGAAAAAAGUUUUACGGAUGUGACGUUAGCUUGUGAUGGUCAAACUUGUAAAGCACAUAAGAUGGUAUUAUCUGCUUGUAGUCCCUAUUUUAAGUCUUUGUUAGAGGAAAAUCCGUCCAAACAUCCCAUUAUAAUUCUAAAAGAUGUUGCAUACAGCCAUCUUCAAGCUAUUUUGGAGUUUAUGUAUGCAGGAGAAGUUAAUGUUUCGCAAGAUCAGUUGCCUGCAUUUCUUAAAACUGCUGAUCGGCUUAAAGUCAAAGGGUUAGCAGAAGCACCAGGUGCCAUUAAGAGAGAGGGUUAAAGUUUUACUUAUAGUUAUGGAUAUUGGAAAGCGUGUGGACUAAAAAAAAAGUGUAAUAAUGUAAAGUGAUUACGUAAAGACAUAUACCACACACCAUAAAAAACACACGCUAUGUGUGCACAACUCAGUGUCCUCUGGUUCAUGACUUGGAUCAACACACGGCGACAAUGUAAAUUGCCUUUUCUUCAUCUCAGUUAAUGUUAAUGUUGUAUUGAAUGUAUGUAUACAAAUAUGGUAGAGACGAAAUGUUGAUGUUUGUCUUGAACCCGUUGCGCCAUGCAGUGGCGACAACACAUUGAUUAUUUUUUUAAAACAAAGUGCUGCAGAAACUAAUAAGUGGGUCACCAUAGUUUACAAUACACGGGACAGUUUUGUGGAUCAAAUGGAAAUGUUAAAAGACAUCUUUACAACUGCUGUUUUUAAAAUGGAUCUACUGUCUCACUAUAUUUUCCUAUCGGUGGUUCCAUGGUAGAUCUGUUCACGAGGCAUUAAAAUUUCUUAAAUCUGUACCAAAUAUUGGAUAAGCGCAACCUUUUUACCGUUUUCUUCUUUACGGAGGAUAGAGCAAUAUUUUAUUGUAAUAUAAAAACUAAAUAUAUUCGAGAAAUAAGAGUUUAUGAUACUGUAAUUGUAAGCCAAUGUGUUAAUAUAGGAGAGCAAGAAAUUUAGAUCGUAUCGUGAAUAGAUCUGCAAUACCCCGAUAAUCCCAUGAAAGAAUGUUAAAUCAAGUUUACUGGAAGUUGUAACAUGCGUGUCGUUUAUUGCUCUCUUUUAUUAUCGACAGUAUGUUUAGUUAGGUGUAUAUACACGAUUAUUCCUCAAAUUAUUGGGAUAUAAAACAACUCUUGUGUGGAUAUAUCUGUGGUAUCUCUUGUAGUUUAAGAAACAAUCGUGUAUAUAUAUUCAACCAAAUAUAGUGUUCGUGGAUUGAUAGAUCGUGUCGUUUCUCACCGGUUAACAUUCGCAAUUGGCACGAGAAUAAUUGUUCCGUUCAUCUUUUAUUCAGUCGGUACCAGUUACCUCUUCUAGUGAUCAUGAUUUUUUUACUUAACCAAAUACUGCCAGUAUUUAUACCGGCGUAUUCACAAUAUUACCGAUAGACCAAAUUUAUUUAUGAUAAUAAUAUAUUAAGGGUUGAAUGUCUUAAAUCGAGGGAAGGUUAUUGUAAUAUAAGCGAAACAAAUUUUUGUAAAGUCGGAGCGCACAGUUCCUUUCCCCUCCCGAUGAAUCAGAAUAAUCAGAGUUAAAGGCAAAAAAGUCAGGAAACAUUAUCGAGUCAAGAACAUAUGUAUUGAUACGUGUUGUACGCAAAAAUAUAAAAGUACCAUUUUAUUUGUUAUAUAAUCGCGAGUCCAAGAACUUUUGCUACAUUUACUUCGAAGAACUAAUUUUAUACUUCUCGUAAGUUGAUGAAUUAUGAUUUUGCUUUAUUCUUUUCUUAUUUCUUAAUAUAUUUGAUUCAAUUCUUGA
Molecule: messenger RNA, 2225 nt
Organism: Bombus huntii
Lineage: Eukaryota; Metazoa; Arthropoda; Insecta; Hymenoptera; Apidae
Gene: lolal
Product: longitudinals lacking protein-like
Exons: 4
Coding region: 372-755 (127 amino acids)
Biological process (GO): regulation of transcription by RNA polymerase II
Cellular component (GO): nucleus
Molecular function (GO): protein binding
Source: RefSeq, a predicted model, not a curated record